CGACACCAAAAAAGUUCGCGUGUCCAAACAAAUCUGCACAAACCCGACAAGGUCAAAAGUGUUAUGAGAAUUUGAUGGGAUCGAAAUAAAAAAUUGGAUCCAAUUUGUUGUUUGUUGUUUAAUUACUUUUGUGCACUAAUAUGGAACAAUACAGAUGAAGGACACAUGGUUAAUUUGUAGAAAUGUAAACUAUUAUUUGUUUUAAUUUGCAUACCUACACCUUUAUCUUUGGAGCUCUACUUAGUCGGCCCUUGGCCCACUGUAGAAAAUUCCUGCAGAGCUUUUUAGUUUGGAAGCUCAAAGACGGAUGGCACCAGUAGCAACGAAAUCCUGCGAGGCGUUUCUGGUGCAAAACCAUCAUCAGAUGUCGUCACGAAUAUUUCCUGCCUAUUUCCCGAGCUGAAAAACCUGUUUGAAUGAAAUGAAUGUUAUUCGAAACUUGGCCUUAGCAGCGGGCGCAGGCAGGCAGGCAGGCAGGAGUUCAAAAAUCGGAGUUCGCUCCUAACGCCGGUUUCGUACGGACGGACCUUCGGGCAGGAUUGUGCCGCCAAACACACGCUUAAUAACCGUAACAAUAAAGAGAGAAAAUAAUAUAUAAAUGACUCAGACAGAGCUUUUUUUUUUCCUGCAAUUUUGUGUGAAUGUGACUUAGUGCGUGGAUUUUUGACUGAUUUUUUUUUAAUCACUGAAGAGGUGCACCAACUAAAUGCAAUAGGUACCCCUACCGCCGCCAUCAAACAAAGACCAAGAAAGAGAUAAACCAAACACAUAACGGAAGACAACAAAAUCGCGUUUUUAGUCGACUGAGUAUAAUUUAGUCAUCGACGCGACUCGUGGUGGUACCAAGCUUCGAAGAACGAUUGGUACUUACUCUGAUAAUAAUUAUUGUGCCAAUUAAAAUGUUCUAACUCAAAUUCAAAAAUGAAUUUUCGUGCCAAAUUAAUAAAGUGUCAGUAUUACUUGAGACUUGCUACCUACUCAGUUAUGAUUCAAAUUUGUUAAAAGUGAUAAGAUGCCAACGAAAAGGCAGUACGAUUUGGUGCAAAAUGACGAGUACGACACCAGGAUACCGUUGCAUCCGGAGGAAGCAUUCCACCAUGGUAUCACUUUUCAAGCAAAGUAUAUCGGUAUGUUAGACGUUCCAAGACCGACAAGUCGAGUGGAAAUUGUAGCUGCCAUGCGUCGAAUACGAUAUGAAUUUAAAGCCAAAGGAAUCAAAAAGAAAAAGGUGACCAUAGAAGUAUCCGUUGACGGAGUCAAAGUUACGCUAAGAAAAAAGAAAAAGAAACGACACUGGAACGAUGACAAAUCAAACAUACUUCAUCAUCCAAUUUAUCGAAUAUUUUACGUUUCGCACGACUCCCAGGAUCUUAAGAUAUUCAGCUACAUUGCUAGAGAUGGUGCUUCUAAUAUGUUCAAGUGUGCAGUAUUCAAAGCCCAUAAAAAGAGUCAGGCGAUGCGCGUAGUGCGCACCGUGGGCCAAGCAUUUGAAGUGUGCCAUAAACUGUCGAUUAGUGCUCCAGAAGACAAUAAAUUUGAUGACGAGCGAGACACUACGUUGACGCAAGAUUUACUCAGCGAUCGACUUAGUGAUGCACCUAGUGAUAAGCCGAAAAAAGAUAUUACAUUGGAAGGGGCGAAUGGCGACAAGAAUUCCUUACCUCCUGAUGACAACUCUAGCCUUAAAGACAUUUAUCCGGAUAGCAAUAUUAAGAAAAUCAAACCUCCACCUCAUUUAGACAUGUUACUACCGCCCCCACCGAGUUCAAGAAAAAUUUCACCUCUGCAGGCUGAAACGUACGCGUCACCCCACAGUGACAAUUUAGCAAGUAACUCAACAGGCAGCAACUCUCUACCUCCACCAGGAAGCGCUCUAUCCUCGCACCACGAAAUUCAACUGUUACGAGAGCAACUAGAUCAGCAAAGGCAACAAACCCAAGCUGCCAUGGCACAGCUGCAGCUGGCCAGGGAACAGCUGCAAGCAGAACAGACUGCUCGGAUGGAAGCUCAAGCGCGCACGCACCAACUCCUGGUACACAACCGAGAACUCCUGGAUCACAUAGCCGCGCUGGUGGCACACUUGCAAGGCGGCGAUAAGCCAGGACAACAGCCCAGCCCGCCGCAUAUGACUAUGCCUCAGGACAAUCAACCACUAGACCAAUUACCUCAGAUAGACCCUCUGGUGCUCCAAGCCCUCAAUCUACCAUCAGGCAUCUACGAAAACCGCGCAACAAUACAAUCUCCCGUGAGAACCACUUUCAACCCUGCAGGCAGCGGUUUGUUCAACUUCUCAUAUCCUCCAACUGAAAUGAAUUACGAAAAUCAACUUUUACAACGUCUAGGAUAUCCGGCGCCGCUAUCUCCUCACUAUCCAUACAAUUAUCCGCCGAUGGUCAAUCAAUGGAUGUCACCUCCUCAGUACAAUCCUUACGCUUCCCUACCGAGGAGUUUUAGUAAUAUCGCUAAUUCAUCGAGACACAGUGAGCCUCGUCAGGUGUACAAUACUCAGGAUUUAGGACAACCUGAACAAACUCCAAAGUAUACUCAAUUAUCGGUGCCAACUAUGCAACGUAGACAUUCUAGUAUUAAUUUGCAAGCGCAAGACGCUCCUAAUCGUCCACAAAGAGGCACGCCUGAACAACCUCCAAAUGAAGCUCAAUUCAUAAAACCACUAUCACAAGUGGGCACUUUAACUACGACGGAUUCGGAAGGUAGAGUACGAGUGAUAGUGCCGGUACCGUCGAAUUCGGAGGACGGUGAUCAGCUGUCUAAGUUGAGGAUCAGCGACGAGCUGAGGUUGAUGAACGGUCCCGGACUUUCCAGGUCUACAAGUGAAAGGGUGCCGAAUAGGAGCGAGCUGAUGUCGCAAAUGCAAAGGACUAUGUGGGCUAGACACACUACAAAAUAGUUUUUUUUUUUUUAAAUUAGAUUAUGUAUUUAAUGUUGCCAUAAUAAAAUCAAGUAUUUUUAGUUUAUUUAUGUAUGAAGCAAUUAAUAGAGAGUUGAAUAAUUGUGAAAUUCUCUUCGAGUCAGUGGCGUAUACAGUGGAGUAUGGGGGGGCAAACAAAGAGAGCGAAACCAUAUUUCAAGUUUUAAGAAUGUUUAGAAAGCUGGAAACCUAUAAAAAAAUCACACUUUUGUCUUUGUCCCAAGAACUUUAACCUCAAACAGUAUAUCAUUAGUGGUUGAGUUGAUGUAUUGUUUUUUUUUUUGUUCUAAUAAAUAAAUAUUCAUACAAAAUCAAUAAGAUUAUAUACAGGGUGUUUUUUAUAUAUUGACACCCCACCUAGAGCCUUCACCUUUACAAGUAGAUGGAAGGUGUAAAUACAAAAGUUGUACACUUUAUUUUUUCCCAAGAUAGAUUUUGACAUUGAAAACUUUGAAACAUAAACAAUAACGCUUGACCCUGAUUGGUCGUAAAAUAAGGUAUUUCUGCAGGUUGACAUCAGUUUUAUAAUAGCGACCAAUAAGCGGCAUUAGCGGCAUUGUUUAUGUUUAUAAGUUGGCAAUGCCAAAAUCUAUCUUGGAAAAAAAUAAACCAUACAGUAUUAGUUAAAUUUUUAGAAUCCAUGGUCAAAAACAAAAAUUGAAUGUCAGAAAUGUGAAAUAUUACAUGCUUUUAUAGCUUUUUUCAAAUGGGAUGCGCUAUAUUUGGUUCUAUAUUUUUGAAGAACACAAUUUCCCGAUUCCAAAACUAUAUAGUUUGUCUAUAUUUGGUUGAGCCGUCUCCAACAUAUUUGGUUCUAAAAAAUUUGAAAAUACUAUCAGAGAAACCAAGUACCUCAAAUUUUACCUGCAGCUUUCACCUGUAUGUACAGGUAGAAUGGUUCACAAAAUCAGUAGUAACAUAGUAUUUUUAUAAUUUUUGGAGCCAAAUAUAUGAGAGAUUACUCAUUCAAAUAUAGAUCGGGGCAUUCUUCAAGAAUAUGGAAUGAAAUAUAGGGCAUUCCAUUGGAAAAAAGCUGGAAGUAUGCAAAAUUUCACAUUUCUGACAUUCAAAUUUUAUUUCUGACCAUGGUCUCUAAAAAUUCAGCCAAAAC
This is a messenger RNA of Ceutorhynchus assimilis (cabbage seed weevil), 4040 nucleotides long. NCBI's taxonomy places the organism in Eukaryota, Metazoa, Arthropoda, Insecta, Coleoptera, Curculionidae. The record is from the annotation of a GenBank genome assembly.